GCGAGCUCGGUGGAGAUCUCAGAGCUCAGUCUGUUUUGCCGACGCAACUGGCAUCUGGGCUGUCUCCGGAAGGCGGACCGGCGAACGCCCAGUGCCCGUAUUCGACCUCCUGCUCCCUGCCUGCCGAGUCUGUCUGCGCCCGUGACAUCCUUACUCGGGACGCAGUGACCGUUUUUAAAUCACAAGGGCGUGGGUCAGCCUCCCCUAGGACUUCAUGUCUGUAUAUUUCCCCAUUCACUGCCCCGACUACCUGAGAUCGGCCGAGAUGACUGAGGUGAUGAUGAGCACCCCAUCCAUGGAGGAGAUUGGCCUCAACCCCCAAAAGGAUGGCCUUUCGUAUCAGAUCUUCCCCGACCCGUCAGACUUUGACCGCUGCUGCAAACUGAAGGACCGCCUGCCCUCCAUCGUGGUGGAGCCCACGGAGGGGGAGGUGGAGAGUGGGGAGCUGCGGUGGCCCCCCGAGGAGUUCUUGGUCCAGGAGGAUGAGCAGGACAACUGUGAAGAGACAGCGAAAGAGGACAAGGAGCAGUAGAGUCCCCACCGACUCCCACCGGGUCACACCAGACAGCAUCUGCACCUGAACUUGUGUUCUUUCCUAUUGUGAUGGAAGAAGAGAGUGAGCCAUAGUCGUUCGGGGACAUCAGACGAUGGCUUCUGUUUGCACCUGCGAGUCACUGAGUUGGUCUUCUUUCCUUUCCUUUUCUUUUGUUGAACUGUGUGGAGCAGUGGAGCCCUCUGCGACACUCUGCAAGGCCUUCUGAGAAAGGAAGCUGCUUAGAGCAGGGGUGGGGGGUGCGGCAAGCUUUGCUCUUUGAGAUCAUUAUCUGAACUCAAGCAGCUAGAGGCACUGGUGGGAUUCCACUGGGCUCUGGGGUUGGGGGGGGUUGUGGGGGAUGUUCACGGAGCAAGUAACACUUGGGGUAAGAAAACAAAUGUGAGACAAAAAAGAAAACACACGUUUUAAAGAAAACGUUGGGCAGAGACUUGCAGCCAGGAAGCACCACUCGGUGAGCGUUUGCUCCGGCUGCUGGGGCAUCAGACGACAAAGUCUUCAUUUCUCUCUCCGGCUUCACCCACCGCCAGCCUUUGCUUUUAUUUCGGGUGUGUUUUCUCUUACCGGGCAGGCGGGUAAAGGAGAGCAAGUAUAACCUGGCUGCCUGCAAAGCCAGCUGGAGGUGAUGCUCGCUAAAGGAAAAGGUCUCCCAUUCCUUCUCCGAGGACCCGCAGUUCCAGCUGUGGCAGGUCCUCAUACCUGCGGUCAUCUGGAGUAUUUUUCUAAUAGGCAGCAUUUUGGAGCUUCUCUCCCCCGUUUAUCCUUUUUGCCCAUCCCCACUCUGCCCUUUUGGGAGCAGUGGGACUACUGCCUGCCCUUGAUGGAGGACUGAUGUGGGCACUUGGUCCUCCCCAGCUGCUUCCCCUCAGAGACUUGCUCUGAGUCUGAGCAGAGGCACAGAGCAGGCGGGCUCUCCCAGGCUGGCCCCUCCCCCUUCCCACCAGGGCCCUGCCCUGCCCCAGGCCACAACCAUCAGGCAGAGGUGGCUCCCAGCCCUGCAGUGGGUUCCAGCCAGCCUGGUCAGCUGCAGUACCCACUCCCACAGGGACUCUUGGCCUGUUUUCCUGAUGGGAGCUGAGUGGAAAGCAGGAGGCUUUUUCUGUUUCUUGUUGGAGAGCUGAGUUUAGUGCAGGUCUGGAGGGCUGGUAAGCCUGGGAAUUAUUGGGCGGGGGUGAGGAGGCUCUUGUGCAGCAGCCUGGAGAUGGAGUUGAAACUGAAGUGUGUCACGACAUCCCUGGCCUCUCCCUGAGUGUUCUGGAUGCAGGUGGGAGGACAGCAUGGGGAGGGAGCGUGAAACGGGGGUCUUCAUCACUCCCCACCUCCCACCUGUCCCCUGCAAGGGCACAGUUACACCAGAAAGUUAGCCUUGGACUUAGAGCUUCGUAUAGUUCGGAACCACCAGGAGCGGCAGGAUACAGAACAAACCUCAAACCGUCUCUGUCUCAGAGAGGUCUGUGCCGCCAGGAGGGGGCCUCGAGAACCUCCCUGGGGCUGAACUCUGCCCAUCCAGGCACCCACAUGUCCCCUCAGGUGUCCAGUCAGUCCAGGGUGACCCCGGUUUUGAAUUUGCGUAUAAGGUUGUAUUUAAUACCUCAAGGGUAGUGUGGCUCUGGGGAACGUGGGGCGGGGGGCCAGGCUGUGCUGUGGACACAUCGGCAGGAUUGGGUUCUGGGCAGCCAACACUCUCCCAUCCCCCUGCUCCCUCCCUCUGUGUGGUCUGCUUGUGUUACACACACCGACGGCAAUAACUUCUUCCAGCUCCUCGAGGAAGUGGGAGAGGCCCGCAGCCUGCCUGGAGGUGGGGAGGUUCUCUCUCUUGCUCUCCCUUCCCUUCUGUCUCGGCUGCAGAGAGCUUUUCCUCCGACUCUCAUUCUCUCGCAGCGGCAUUUCUCAUCCUGUGCCUCCCUUGUGGGUGGGGUCUUGCCUUUUAAUCCUGUGUUUCCGUGUGCCCCUCUCAUGUGCUCCCCGGUAUCAUCUGUCCGUGUGACGGGAACAUGCUUGUAAACUGCCUAACAGAUCUACUUUGUGUAUAUGUGUGUUUAUGGGGGUGGUUUAUUUUUGCUGGCCGCGAGGCCCCUUUGUACGACCAUGCGGAGUCUGAGCAGGCCAGAGGCGGACAGCUGACGUUGGGACCCUCAGCGGUGAGCCUGUUGGGGGGACCCAGCCGCUCUUGGGCAAGUGGCUGAGCUCCUGUCUGGCCUCCUCUUUUUUUUUUUUUUUUUAAGUAUCUUGUGUGUAUUUCUAACUGAUUGUAUUGGAAAAUAAGCCUAGUAUUUCAAUAGAAAUGCCUGUUGUAAGAUGAACCUCCUGUAAGUUCUAUCUGUUCUUUUUUGAGGCUCAGGGAGAAACUAGCUUUUUUUCCCCCCGAAACUACUUUUUGUCACUGUGACAGUUGUAAAUAAAGUUUGAAAAUGCUUUCCA
Molecule: messenger RNA, 2974 nt
Organism: Phyllostomus hastatus (greater spear-nosed bat)
Lineage: Eukaryota; Metazoa; Chordata; Mammalia; Chiroptera; Phyllostomidae
Gene: LBH
Product: LBH regulator of WNT signaling pathway
Exons: 3
Coding region: 215-532 (105 amino acids)
Biological process (GO): positive regulation of DNA-templated transcription
Cellular component (GO): nucleus
Source: RefSeq, a predicted model, not a curated record